AUGGACGACGGCGGGCUGGGCGAUAUCAUCGAAAGCGACGCCGAUGUCGUCGAGAGCUGUACCACGCGCGAGAAGAAGUUUUCCAAUGACGAUGCUCAUCUCGAGCCCACACGCUGGUGGUUCGCCUCAUCGGCGUUCCCCAUGAUCGCAGGCACUCUCGGCCCUGUAGCCUCAGCAUUCAGCAUCUGCGCAUUGGUCCGUCCUUGGCGACAACAAUUAACCCCCGGGACGGAAGUUCAAGAUGCCACUUUCGUCGCCGACCCGGCAUGGCUGACCAUCGUCAAUGCCAUCCAGCUUGUCGUCGCCCUCGUCUCAAACGUCUUCUUACUCCUCAACAUGGCAAGACGAGUUCGCUUCAGCAUCGCUCAACCCAUUACCAUCAUAGGAUGGUAUAUUUCAUCCAUAUGUCUGAUCAUCCUCACUUCCACCGCAGCUGGGCCUCUCCUCGAAGGCCUCAAGUUUCCGGAAGAUGAGCUUAUCUGGUCGCAGGCUUUCUGGUACGGUGUCUGGGCCGCCAUACUCUAUUUCCUCGACGCCUCUCUCAUGGUUGUCACCUUCUACGGCGCUGUGACUGGCCACUACGACAAGGACUUCAUGCUUACUCGCAGCCAACGCACCCUCAUGCUGCAGACCAUCAUGUUCCUCGUAUAUCUUCUCCUCGGCGCCCUGGUAUUCUCCAACAUCGAGGGCUGGAAUUACCUCGAUGCCGUCUACUGGGCUGACGUAACCCUCUUCACUGUUGGUUUCGGUGAUAUCACCCCGUCAACGAAUCUUGGUCGGGCCCUCAUGAUGCCGUACGCCCUCGUCGGCGUUAUCAGUCUCGGUUUGGUCAUUGGUUCCAUUCGGAGCCUUGUACUUGAUCGUGGAAAGCGUCGCCUUGACGCCCGUAUGGAAGAGAAGAAGCGCCGUAAAAUGGUCCGGACCAUGACUCGCCACGGCGACGACGACAUUCUUGAGCCCAUUCGUGCAGAUUCAGGCCUCUCUCAAGGCCCUCGGUCAGAAAAGCUGCCGGCCACUGAGUUUGAACGGCGCAAGGCUGAGUUUGCGUUGAUGCGCCAGAUCCAGGCACAGUCGUCGUCUCGCAGGAGAUGGAUGGCCAUGGCAAUCUCCACCGGGUCGUGGCUCAUUCUAUGGCUCGUAGGUGCCUUGAUCUUCGUCAAGAGCGAGAAACCCUACCAGAACUGGACAUACUUCACAGGUUUUUACUUUUGCUUCGUGGCUCUCACCACCAUCGGAUAUGGAGAUAUCACUCCCGUAUCGAAUUCGGGCAAAUCCUUCUUCGUCUUCUGGUCUCUUCUCGCGUUGCCCACCAUGACGGUUCUCAUCUCCAAUGCCGGCGACACGGUCGUCAAGUUCAUCCGAGACGGCACUCUGCGACUAGGAAACGUCACCAUUCUCCCUGGCGAAGAGGACUUUUUCAACAACGUGAAGCACAUUGUGCAGAAGGUUACAUGCGGCAAGGUCUUUCCAACCCAUGUUCUGCCAGAGCCCAAACCUCUGGAUUCCGAGACUGGCGUAAAACACCCCUUUUCUCAACCGAUGACAAAAUCUGAGCGGCACAAUACCCAGGACGACGCGAGGGGUCGCGCCAGUCACUCCGACGUCGAGCAUGAAGCUGCAAUGCACCAGCGGCCAGAGCAUGAGCGUACCCUGUCAAGUUUCACCGCCAAGGUCCGACGAUCGCUCUCACGCCUCCGUGAUCCCCUGGACGAUUUGCCCGUAGGCACUGACUUCCACUUCCUCCUCGUAUCUGAGAUACAGGUCAUCACAGGCCACCUCAAAGAAAGCAAGCCUCACCGAUAUACCUUUGACCAGUGGGCGUGGUACCUCAAGCUCAUCGGUGAGGAUGAGCGCAGUGCUGAGACACAUGGCAAGGCCAAGCCCAAUGAAAGGCAUAAACAUCGCCGUAAAGGCCGCCAUGACGACACCAGCGACAGCAAUGGCAACGACCACGACCACGAACACGACCACGUCCAGCAAGAUAGCGAAUACGAGGGAGCGACAUGGUCUUGGGUUGGGAAUCGCAGCCCGUUGAUGGGUAGCCAGGAAGAGAGCGAGUGGAUCCUCGACAGACUCACAGACCGACUACGUGAAUCUUUGUCCAUGGAGAGAAGGCGACAGUUGAGGAUGCAUGGCAGUGGCCACGCAGAUGCCCAUCACUGUCAGCCGCACCCGCCCCAGGCUCAUCACCAUUGGGACACACAACACCACCAGUCCAACAGCGCGCAUCACGAUGAGAACACAAAGAAGGAUUCAUGA
Messenger RNA from Ilyonectria robusta, 2259 nucleotides. RefSeq lists its product as uncharacterized. Gene Ontology annotation, biological process: potassium ion transmembrane transport; stabilization of membrane potential. The coding region runs from base 1 to 2259 and encodes 752 amino acids. The record is from RefSeq and is a predicted model, not a curated record. The transcript is spliced from 4 exons. Gene Ontology annotation, cellular component: membrane. NCBI's taxonomy places the organism in Eukaryota, Fungi, Ascomycota, Sordariomycetes, Hypocreales, Nectriaceae. Gene Ontology annotation, molecular function: potassium ion leak channel activity.